This is a messenger RNA of Zea mays, 3207 nucleotides long. RefSeq names its product cation-chloride cotransporter 1. The record is from RefSeq and is a predicted model, not a curated record. The transcript is spliced from 13 exons. NCBI's taxonomy places the organism in Eukaryota, Viridiplantae, Streptophyta, Magnoliopsida, Poales, Poaceae. Gene Ontology annotation, cellular component: membrane. Bases 293 to 3103 code for a protein of 936 amino acids. Gene Ontology annotation, molecular function: chloride:monoatomic cation symporter activity. Gene Ontology annotation, biological process: transmembrane transport; monoatomic ion transport.
GUGGCGUUCUCCCAUAGCCAGAAUUGCUAGGGCUCGGUGUCCGACCACUAUCCGGUGCGGCGGUGCCUCCGAUCAGGUCAUAGGGCACCAGCCACCGCGUACAUCCACUCCUCCAUUCCUCAACGGAAGUUUCUAGAAGAGGUGACAACGAACCUGCUCUUAUGUUGUCGUAAAGGUCAUCGGCACCCAACUGCCUACGACAUCGUUGUUGCUGCUCCUGCAUGCACAAGAGUCGGGCCGAUGGCCUCUACCUCCGAUCUGUGCCCUCUCCUCUUGCCACAAAGCUAACGUCAUGAAGCAUAAUACUAAUAAAAGUAUUGACCAAAGAACGCAAAUGGCUUCUUCAAAUGGUCAUGUCAUACCUAAUGUAUCUCAAAAUGAUUCAAAGCUCGAGCUCUUUGGUUUUGAUUCUCUAGUCAACAUUUUGGGACUCAAGAGUAUGGCAGGAGAACAGCCUCAAGCACCAUCCAGUCCAACGGAUAGCGAUGAUGUGGAGAUAACCAUUGGAUGCCCUAAGGAAACUGAGCCUAAACUUGGCACCUUGAUGGGUGUAUUUGUUCCAUGUUUGCAGAACAUCUUGGGAAUAAUAUAUUAUAUCCGUUUUACUUGGAUUGUGGGCAUGGGAGGCAUAUGGCAGUCACUUGUAUUGGUCGCAUUUUGUGGUGCAUGCACAUUUUUAACUGGAUUAUCAUUAAGUGCAAUUGCAACGAAUGGAGCAAUGAAGGGUGGUGGCCCUUACUAUCUAAUUGGUCGUGCACUUGGUCCAGAAGUUGGGAUUAGUAUUGGAUUGUGCUUCUUCCUUGGAAAUGCAGUUGCUGGAGCUAUGUAUGUGUUGGGAGCUGUAGAAACAUUUCUAGAUGCUAUUCCGUCAGCUGGAUUUUUCCAAGAGACUAUAACGGUGGUCAACAACACAUUAGUAAAUGGUACAACAAAAAGUGGCGCAACAACUAUAUCAACACCAAGUCUGCAUGACCUCCAGAUCUACGGUGUGAUCGUGACCAUAUUACUCUGUUUUAUUGUAUUCGGAGGCGUCAAGAUCAUCAACAAGGUUGCACCUGCUUUCUUGGUCCCAGUCCUCUUCUCAAUACUAUGCAUUUACAUUGGCGUCUCCAUUGCGCCAGAGCCUGGUGCUUCAAAGGGAAUCACUGGGUUGAGCAUCGUCACACUUGCGGAGAACUGGGGUUCAGAGUACCAACCUACAAACGAUGCUGGUGUUCCUGAUCCAAAUGGAUCGAUAUACUGGGAUUUCAAUGCAUUGCUAGGACUCUUUUUCCCGGCAGUCACCGGAAUCAUGGCUGGUUCAAACCGGUCUGCAUCACUAAGAGACACACAGAGUUCCAUACCAGUUGGAACGUUAAGUGCUACCCUUUCGACUACUGUGAUGUACCUGCUAUCUGUGUUUAUUUUUGGAGCCUUGGCUACAAGAGAAGAGCUUCUAACUGACAGGCUUCUCGCUGCAGCGAUCGCGUGGCCUGGUCCAGCAAUGAUCUACAUUGGAAUCAUUCUGUCCACCUUGGGCGCAGCGCUACAGAGCAUGACAGGGGCUCCGAGGUUACUCGCGGCGAUAGCGAACGACGACAUCCUCCCCAUCCUCAACUGUUUCAAGGCCUACGAAGGGUCUGAGCCUCAUGUGGCGACUCUGUUCACGAGCUUCAUAUGCGUUGCCUGUGUCGUGAUCGGGAACCUGGAUCUGAUCACGCCCACCAUCACCAUGUUCUUCCUUCUGUGCUAUGCUGGUGUUAACUUGUCGUGCUUUCUUCUGGAUCUCCUGGACGCUCCUAGCUGGCGCCCUCGCUGGAAGAUACACCACUGGCUCCUCUCGCUGGUCGGUGCAACUCAAUGUAUCGUUAUCAUGUUUAUGAUCUCAUGGACAUUUACCGUGGUGUCCCUCGCCCUCGCAAGCCUAAUCUACUACUACGUGAGCUUAAAAGGAAAGGCUGGGGACUGGGGAGAUGGAUUCAAAAGCGCAUACUUUCAGCUGGCUCUGCGAAGCCUCAGAUCGCUGGGAGCAAACAGCGUACAUCCAAAGAACUGGUACCCGAUUCCUCUCAUAUUCUGCCGCCCUUGGGGCAAGCUUCCAGAGAACGUCCCGUGCCAUCCGAAGCUCGCGGACUUCGCCAACUGCAUGAAGAAGAAGGGCCGCGGCAUGUCCAUCUUCGUCUCGAUCAUCGACGGCGACUACCACGAAUCGGUCGAGGAAGCCAACGCGGCGUACCGCCAGCUCAGCGCCUACAUCGACUACAAGCAGUGCGAGGGCGUCGCGGAGAUCAUCGUGGCUCGCUCCAUAUCCGACGGUUUCCGCAGCAUCGUCCAGAUCAUGGGGCUCGGCAACCUCAAGCCGAACAUCGUCGUCAUGCGGUACCCGGAGAUAUGGCGGCGCGAGAACCUGGCGCAGAUUCCGUCGUCGUUCACCAGCAUCAUAAACGACUGCAUCAUCGCGAACAAGGCCAUCGUCAUCGUGAAAGGGCUGGACGAGUGGCCGAACGAGUUCCAGAGGCUGUACGGGACCAUUGACCUGUACUGGAUCGUGAGGGACGGGGGCCUGAUGCUUCUGCUGUCUCAGCUCCUGCUCGCCAGAGACGGCUUCGAGAGCUGCAAGAUCCAGGUGUUCUGCAUCGCGGAAGAGGGCACGGAAGCCGAGGAGCUGAAGGCUGACGUCAAGAAGUUCCUGUAUGAUCUGAGGAUGCGAGCUGAGGUCAUCGUUGUGACCAUGAAGUCGAUGGAAGCGCACUCUGAGAUCAGCCCUAACGCUAAGAAGGAUCCCCAGGAAGAGUACGCGAGCGCCCAGGAUAGAAUCAGAGCGUACCUGUCGCAGAUGAAGGAGGAUGCGCAGAGGGAAGGUCGGCCAUUGAUGGAGGACGGCAGGCAGGUCGUGGUUAACGAAGAGAAGGUCGAGAAGUUCCUCUACACGAUGCUGAAGCUGAAUACAACCAUCGUCAAGUACUCCAUGAUGGCAGCCGUGGUGCUGGUGAGCCUCCCGCCGCCGCCGCUGAACCACCCGGCCUACUGCUACAUGGAAUACAUGGAUCUGCUCGUCGUCAACGUCCCACGGAUGCUGAUAGUUAGGGGAUAUAGAAGAGACGUUGUCACACUUUUCACGUGAUUAUAUAUUGGGUUUUUGAUGUACUGCACUGCACAUUUAUAAGACAAGCUAGCUAGAUGUAGCAAAGAAAUAUAAAUAAAAUCGACGCUCGUGAUUAUUGGGUU